Molecule: messenger RNA, 714 nt
Organism: Hirsutella rhossiliensis
Lineage: Eukaryota; Fungi; Ascomycota; Sordariomycetes; Hypocreales; Ophiocordycipitaceae
Exons: 2
Coding region: 1-714 (237 amino acids)
Source: RefSeq, a predicted model, not a curated record
AUGGCCGUCCUGGCCUGCGCCGCCAGCGCCUCUUUCGGAUCCUUCUACAUGGCGGAGGCCCCCGGUAUGGGCCUCGCUCGCCGCGACACCAUCGGCUACCAGUGUAAUCCCAAGGUCUGCACACUUCCCGGCAACACCUGCGCCGAGGUCUGCGGAGCCGACUACGACCAGUGCUCCUCCAACAAGGCCAACGAGACGCACUGCUUCAGACCCGCCGCCGGCGAGUCCUGCUGCAUGGACGGCUCUGGCAACUCGUGCCAAAAGGGCUUCUUCUGCACCAACGACCCCGACAAGAACAACUGGUGCUGCCCCGAUGGCAUGGGCCUCGAGGAUUGUGCCGCCAAAUUUGGCGUCAAGGGCCGCCUGCAACUGGCUAAGCCAUCCUCUACCUCGACGACAGCAGCUCCUCCUUCGACGUCCUCUUCUUCCUCUCCUCCCCCCGCCUCGAGCACGCCCGCCACCACGACCUCGACAACGUCUCUUGUUACCUCUCAAGCCGACUCGACCACGUAUGCGGCGCAGAAAUCGGCCGACUUCUCCACCGGCGCCGUCCGGGUUCUUGUCAACAGCACCGCCGCCAACGUCGGGCCCACUCAGCCCGCCUACGUCCCCUCUCGGGUGCCACCUCCUUCCAAUAUCACGGUCAGCGGGGCCGCCACCUCGGGUGUCAGCUCCCUGCUGCUCGUGCUCGCCGGCGUCGUUGCCGUCAUGUGA